AUUUCAUAUUUCAAAGCAAUCAAAUUGCAACUACUAGUCAACGGUUGACACUUCUCAAAAGGUGUUGCUCACUGCUCAAACAAAUGUCGUUCAGUCUUGAAAUGCCACAAAUGCUACCAGCACCCAGAGAUUGUUAUGCAGUGCCUGGAAAACCUGGACACUCGGAGCCAUUGACUGUUGUAGGAUGGGAGCAUAUGGAUCUGAAACUCUUCUAUCCAUCUGCACUUUUCAGUUCCUGGAGCAUCCGUACUGCUCUCUAUCCGCUUGCAGUUCUUCGGAGCCAAUUGCAACUUCAGAAGCAGAAUACAGUUUAUCGAAGCACUUUUCACGCAUAUUCUGAUAUUUCUAAACGUGAAGGAUUUCGUGGAUUGUACAGAGGAUUCUGGAUUACAGUACCACAAAUUGGAUGUUCAUUCAUUUAUUCGACCAUCUUUGAAAAGUGCCGUGCUGUUCUUCAUGAACAAGGUAUACAGUCUGUUGGUGGUGUAGCAGCGGUUGCCGGUGGUUUGGCCAGUUUUGCGACUCAAUCCAUUUUUGUUCCAACUGAUAUUAUUGCACAAUAUAUGAUGAUUUAUAAGAAUACUGACAAGCUGACUGCUGGACAUGAUAAAUCUGUAAUUGAUGGCGUUCGAAAUCAUGUGAAAAAUGGAAGUGGAUUGGGAACAAGUGUGAUUAAGGCAAUCUAUAAGACAGAUGGAAUUCUCGGUUUUUAUCGUGGAUUUUGGGCAUCAACAGCUGUCUAUGUUCCUCAAAUGCUGACAUUUUGGCCAAGUUACUACUGGAUGUUGGGACUUUUCAAUAAGCUUCAUCCCGCCACAAAUCGCAGUCUUCUUUUUGAUCAAGCAGUUGCAGCAACACUGGGAGGAGUCAUCUCAACUGUAGCAACCAAUCCAAUGGAAUUGUUUCGUGUCAGACUUCAAGUUCAUCGUGGCAGUUACUCGAAAACCUUAGAGACUAUGCUUCGUGACGAAAAGACGGCUGUUUUCACGAAAGGACUUACACCGCGCAUCAUUGCCAAUUCAAUGUAUAGUGGACUUGUAGUUGUUGGAUACGAAAUUGUCAAGAGAUUAUGUGCAAAAGAAGAGUACAAGCAUAGAGUAAAAUGGUAGAUUCAUGCAAUGAAAAAUUGAUAAAACAUGAUGAUUUUUCCAAUAAAAAAAUGUUGAAU
Caenorhabditis elegans is the source of this 1168-nucleotide messenger RNA. RefSeq names its product SLC (SoLute Carrier) homolog (gene Y43C5B.3). Gene Ontology annotation, biological process: branched-chain amino acid catabolic process. The transcript is spliced from 5 exons. Gene Ontology annotation, molecular function: branched-chain amino acid transmembrane transporter activity. Gene Ontology annotation, cellular component: membrane; mitochondrion. The coding region runs from base 84 to 1109 and encodes 341 amino acids. The record is from RefSeq and is marked reviewed. Lineage: Eukaryota; Metazoa; Nematoda; Chromadorea; Rhabditida; Rhabditidae.